Messenger RNA from Capsaspora owczarzaki ATCC 30864, 588 nucleotides. RefSeq lists its product as hypothetical. The transcript has a single exon. Gene Ontology annotation, biological process: protein phosphorylation. Lineage: Eukaryota; Filasterea; Ministeriida; Capsasporidae. Gene Ontology annotation, molecular function: ATP binding; protein kinase activity. The coding region runs from base 1 to 588 and encodes 195 amino acids. The record is from RefSeq and is a predicted model, not a curated record.
AUGCAAGUGGAUGCACACAGCUACAUUCGUACGCAAACGGUUCAAGGAACUGCCCAAUACAUUUGCCCAGAGUACCACCACGAAGGCAAAGUCUCGAUCAAAACGGACGUCUACUCGUACGGCAUGAUUCUUCUCGAGCUCGUUACUGGACAGCCGCCCAGCAUCAACCUGAUGGCUAACGUUCGACGGGAGCUGAAAAAGAGCCGCAAAAUCGAUGCAGUGCUUGACAAGGCCAUCGAUUGGAGCAUUCCAGAGAAGGAGUCGGCACAUGCCAUGGCGACGGAUCUUGCGCCUGAUUGUCUCGAAACUGCACGAAUUGACCGACCAUCGUUUGGCGAAAUUCUGAGGCGACUGUCGGGGGAAGAAGCUACUGGAACAAACGAGGAGGAAACCAUUGAAGGCAGUGAUCGUGAGUGCUUGGUCUGUUUCAGCGCCCCGACGAACGCCAAGCUGAUGCCGUGCUACCACGCAUGUGUCUGUGUUGCGUGUGCUCAAUGGAUGAUCCAACGUCGAGACAAGUGCAUGAUUUGCCGAGUCCUUCCGAGUUCGUUUCAAGAAGGCACGUACAACCAGACUUUUGUUCAGUGA